Messenger RNA from Coffea eugenioides, 2070 nucleotides. Its product is annotated as protein GRAVITROPIC IN THE LIGHT 1. The transcript has a single exon. Bases 191 to 1612 code for a protein of 473 amino acids. The record is from RefSeq and is a predicted model, not a curated record. NCBI's taxonomy places the organism in Eukaryota, Viridiplantae, Streptophyta, Magnoliopsida, Gentianales, Rubiaceae. Gene Ontology annotation, biological process: response to red or far red light; negative gravitropism.
UCCAAAGCACCCCCACACUCUCCACAUAAGAACGCACAGAGCAAAAAGAGGAAACACCCCGAAACGCACAACAUUACAUAACGGCUACAAAGACUAAUAGAAACACCCACACAUAUACACUGCAAAAGGAGAACGCCCCGAAAUACACGAACACAGAAAAACUGAUGUUGACUGUUUUGUUAGCUGGGAAAUGGUAGAAAUGGAAGGGCCGUCAAGUGCUAGGCCACCACAGAUUUCCGAGAUGUUCCAGAAAUUUGCUCUGGCUUUCAAGGCCAAAACUUUCGAGCUUUUCGCGGAGGAGGGAGACGACCCCACAACCACAACAGCCGCCGAGGGCGACGUUUUCACUCUUUUGGACUCAGCUGAAGAGUUCAUCCCUGACCAAAAAGUUGUGGUUUUGAAGCCUGACCCUACAUUUUCACCUGAAAUUAACCGAACCCAUUUGGUCCAAACCUUAAUUUCAUCAAUCUUUGCCACGAUUUCAUCCUUUGAGGCCUCCUACUUAAAUUUCCAAGCCGCCCAUGUGCCUAAAAUUGACCAAGAUGGCCUUGAGUCUGCAGAUAAGACUUUGGUUUCGAUUCUUCAGAAAUUGACUGAUUUGAGGAACGUUUACAGGGAUUUCAGGAAGAACCCAGGUGGGAGUUUUGAGGCACCAGCGGGUUCGUUUUUGGAAUUUCAGGUGCAGGAGAAUCAGAGCAAGCUCAGAGCCUUGGAGACUAUGGUAAAUCAGUUAAUUUCUGAUAUUGAAUGUAAAGAUGAUCAAGUUUUGAAUUUGAGGAAAAAUUUGGAUAAAAUGGUUGUUUUCAAUUCGAAUUUACAGAAAAGAUUUGUGGCAAAAAAUGAACAAUUGAAUAAUGGAACGGAAGUUUUAUUGACAGUUCGCGUAUUUGAGUCUAUGUUAAGGGAUUGUGUCAAGUCAUUGCAUUGUUUCAGUAAGCUGUUGAUUGAUUUGAUGAGAAAAGCAGGGUGGGACUUGACAAUGGCUGCAAAUUCGGUGUAUUCUAAUGUUGAUUAUGCCAAAGAAGGUCAUUAUAAGUAUGCGUUUUUAUCAUAUAUAUCAUUGGGAAUGUUCAGGGGUUUUGAUUUGGAUGAUUUCUUGUUGAAUGGAAAUGAAAUUGUGUGCAAUGGAAAUAACUCGAUUCCUAGUAAGGAUGGUUGUUUGAAGCAAUUAAUUCAGCAUGUUUCGAGCAAUCCUAUGGAGGUACUAGGGAAGAACUCGAAAUGUGAUUUUUCAAGAUUUUGCGAACAGAAGUAUGACCAGUUGAUUCAUCCCACAAUGGAGUCAUCGGUUUUUAGAAAUUUUGACAGGAAGGAAGCGGUUUUGGAUUCAUGGAAAUCAUUGAGCGUUUUCUACGAGUCAUUUGUUAGGAUGGCUAGCUCAACAUGGUUGCUACACAAGCUAGCGUAUUCGUUUGAUCCCAUUGUGGAGAUAUUUCAAGUGGAGAGAGGUGUAGAUUUUUCGAUGGUGUACAUGGAAGAUGUCACACAAAAAACUAGUCCAUCAGGGAAAUCUAGACGAAAGGUUGCUUUCACUGUUGUACCAGGAUUUAAAGUUGGGAGGACAGUCGUCCAAUCUCAAGUUUAUCUAACUGGAACCAGUUGUACAGAGUAGUAAAAUGCCUCUAGAGAAAGGAAAUCCAUGUCUUCAAGGUUGUCUGGGACUGACACAUGGUAAGAGCUGUCAGUUUUAUUGGUGAAGCUCUUGAUCCUGAACUCUUCAUAGUUCAAGUUUGAAUCUCUUGCAGCCUGUGCUAAAGGAGGACUCUAGUGGUAUACAUGUGAAAGAGGACCAUAGCUGCCUGUUUGUCAUGGUUAACUGGCUAUUUUGCAAAUAUUUGCUCUGCCCAGAGGCGUUUGCUUGUUUAGAGGUCUUCUUCCUUCGUUACUAGUGGUUGUGUCCAGUUCUUGUAGAUGUAGAUGUAAAGAAAUUGUUUUUCUUUUAUCAUAUUAGAUCAGUUAAUGUGUUUCUUUUUUUCAGUUGAAGGUUUUUGGGUGGGAGGAGACUGACAUACACAUCCAACUUGUAUAUAACUUUCUUGUUAUGAAAGAUGGUAUAGUGAUUGAACUGUU